UGUCUGGCAGCCCGGUGUCUGCUCCGCUCUGCCCCGCUCCAACCCCCGGACCCGAAGCCUUCGCCUCCACGUUCACCGCCCCCAGCUCCCAGAACCCUCUUCCCGGUCUAUGCACCACCACCGGAAACAUGACGGGCAUCGCUGCUGCUUCCUUCUUCUCCAAUUCCUGCAGGUUCGGGGGCUGCGGGCUCCAGUUCGAGUCCCUGGCCGAGCUCAUCGUCCACAUCGAGGACAAUCACAUCGACACAGAUCCCAGGGUUCUGGAGAAGCAGGAGCAGCAGCAGCCCACCUACCUGGCCCUCAGCUACAUCAACAGGUUCAUGACGGACGCUGCACGCCGGGAGCAGGAGACCAUGAAGAAGAAGGCCACGCCCAAGCUGUCUUUGUCCAUCUCCGGCGGCGUGUCCAGGAACAGCACAGCCACACCUCCCCGCCACACCAGCGGCAACCUGACGCCUCCCGUCACGCCACCCAUCACCCCUUCCUCGUCCUUCCGCAGCAGCACACCCACAGGUACGACAGGCAGCGAGUAUGAUGAGGAGGAGGUGGACUACGAGGAGUCGGACAGCGACGAGUCGUGGACCACGGAGAGCGCCAUCAGUUCCGAGUCGAUCCUCAGCUCCAUGUGCAUGAACGGAGGAGAGGAGAAACCGUUCGCCUGCCCCGUCCCCGGCUGUAAGAAGAGAUACAAGAAUGUGAAUGGUAUCAAAUACCACGCCAAGAACGGCCACCGCACGCAGAUCCGCGUGAGGAAGCCGUUCAAGUGCCGCUGCGGGAAGAGCUACAAGACCUCGCAGGGCCUGAGACACCACACCAUCAACUUCCACCCGCCUGUGUCCACCGAAAUUCUGCGCAAGAUCCAAGGCUAGAGCUCCGAGUGACUCCUCGCCCACUUCAGUGCAUGCUUUAAGUUGAUCUUUCUGUUACCACCUUUUUUAUACUCCUUAUAUCACCUUGUAUUUUUUUUUAUCUUCGUAGCGAUUCAUUGUUGUACAUUUGCACAUUCGUAUAUAUAUGUUCCUAUCGUCUCUUCGCAUUCGGUGCUAACUGUAAGACUAAGCAAGAGAAAGACAAAAAACAAACGCAGAGAAAGAGACAAAGUUGAGAAAGGAAAGCGGAGUUAAGCCCCUCCCUCCACCCAAAGUUGUUUCGACCUUUUAAUUUAAACGUUAAAUAUUUCUAUCGAUAUAUGAACCACAGAAAGAUGUAUAUAAAUAUAUAUAAGAAAAGUAUUCAUACAUGAAUAGUUACAUUUAUUUUUGAGCUUUAUUUUGUAUAUGAUUUUAUUUCCGUCAGUGUUUCGUUUGAAAAAGUGUUUCUGCCAUUCCGUAAGAGGCCAGUUGUGCGGAGUCCGUCUGUGACUGGUUCAGGGGGUCCAUCGUAUGAGCUCCCCCAAGUUCCGACAAACUAGCUCAGCGAGCGUACGUCACUUCCUGUCAGGAAGGACGCCUCGUUUGGUUCCUCACUGAACCGAUCAAACUCAGACUCUGGCGCCCCUAGAGGUCAACAUUUUAGGAGUGAAUCCGAAGUGUUUUGUAGUCGCGCAGGAAGAGGGCUCUCCGCACCGAGGCGAACCGAACCGUGGCCCAGUCCUGAUCCGCGUCACGUGCCGGGAGAGUGGAAGUGCCACGUUUGUAUUCUCCAAGCUUCUCCAUGAUUGUUGCCAAGAGCUCUCCACUGCCAAACAUCCACCAUACCAUGUGCCUGAGGACGAGGAGGGUCCGUACCGACCGCUCCCUCCAUAUCGCCAAACUUGUGGCUUCAUAUUUUCGCCUACGAGUGUUUUUACAUUGAAUGUUUUUCAUGCAUGAAACUGAAAGAGAUUAUUGUCUACAGCCGGUUUGUUUGGUUGUUUUUUUCGUUAGUUGUAGACCAAAGUGUUCCAGUAACGUUCCAAGUGUUAAGUACUGUAAGGAAGUGUCGUGUUUCCGGUGUCUGUGCCACUUCAUCCUUCAUGCCUUUACGGAAACCCGAGCGGUUUCUGGCCCGUGCCAUUCGUUCUUGUCAUUUCAUGACGCACACGUUAGAUUACGCCUCUGCUGGACGCACACCCUCCUCCCUACAGUCUCUUGUUGUUGCCCAUCGCUAGGUACACGCCAGUUUGGUCCCUCAGUCCAAGUGUCUGGUCGACGCAACUCCACUGAGCCAAUUUCACUUACAUGAUCACCAUAUUUAUUUCGCCCCCAAAUUUCUAAGAAAACAUGGCGCUGAAAUUUAUUCAAAAUGAAAUCACUGUAUCGUGUAAAAAAAAAAAAAUUAUGUUAACAUCCAUAAUUCCCAAUUUAUGAUUCAACCCAGUCAUCGACAGCAGACACACAAAACUACCUAAAACUACAGUUCAAUACAAGAAAUAAUGGUGAUUAUGCUCCAAUAUUUGACUGUAGCCAAAACUGUCUGACAUCUGAAACAGAACGUUCCCCUGAGAACGCUGAGGAGGACUAUACAUCGUCGUAUCUUUCCGAAAAUGAACCGACACGUCUCGUUCGUCUGUGCAUCAGAACCUUACAAAGCACAAAGUCCUUUGCUCCGAAGCCCAGAUAAGCAGGACGGGAUCAGGUUUCGGGUAACCCGGGAGUCACCCCCGGCUUUACUGUCUGAGUGCAUCAGUCUCCCCGCCCAGGAUCUGAGAAGAGACAGGCCGAGACGGACGGAGACAGAGCGUCUCCCAUUUUCUGUCAAACACUCGUAAAAUCCCAUCCUUCACGGAUGGACACCAGCGUCGCCGUGGCAACAGCAGCAGACGGGGGGGCGGCAGUAUUAGGGGAGGCCGUGUGCCGCGAGUCAACCAUGUACAGUGAAUGUAUCGUACCGUGUCUGUUCUUUAAAUUAUAUUUUCAUAUGUAACGUGGAGACCAGUGUUUCCGUUUUUUUGUACGACAAGUUGUGAGCAGAGAUGAUGAUGAUGAUGUCACACUGAAGCUAAGACCAGCUCCUUCAAUGUAAACAUCUGAUCCAAGUGAAUAAAAAGUCAUUUGCUCUCAAAUUUGGGGUUUUAUUUUUGUUGUUGUUUAUUUUUUUUAGACUUUAAGUUAGUUAAGGCAAGAUGUGGCGAUGUGACUUAUUUUUGAGACGAUUUGUGACUAAUUUCACUUCAGUGUUUCUAUUUGAACCCGUCCAACUGCUUAUUUGCAAUGACCAAUCACUGGUGAUAUAAAUAUGUG
Molecule: messenger RNA, 3161 nt
Organism: Synchiropus splendidus (mandarinfish)
Lineage: Eukaryota; Metazoa; Chordata; Actinopteri; Syngnathiformes; Callionymidae
Product: juxtaposed with another zinc finger protein 1
Exons: 5
Coding region: 129-869 (246 amino acids)
Cellular component (GO): nucleus
Source: RefSeq, a predicted model, not a curated record